Acanthochromis polyacanthus (spiny chromis) is the source of this 2727-nucleotide messenger RNA. RefSeq lists its product as uncharacterized. The record is from RefSeq and is a predicted model, not a curated record. The transcript has 3 exons. Lineage: Eukaryota; Metazoa; Chordata; Actinopteri; Pomacentridae. The coding region runs from base 379 to 1083 and encodes 234 amino acids.
UGGUUUUAUUGAACAGUUGAAAAGAAAGUUUUGUAUGUCAUAAUGAUUUUUUUUCAUAUCUCAUCCUUUGCUUUUUUCUGUUUUUUCUUCUUGCUUUUUUCCGGGGGACACAAUGGACAUAAUCAGACUAUAAAUGGCAGCAGUCUUGGUUGUCCUGCUGCUGAAACAUGCAUGGUUUCCAGGAAGCAGGACGUCUGAUGAAAAUGAUGGGAAGACGACGGUUUUGGAAGCUGCUGCUCCCGUGGGAGGUUUCAGCUCACUCUGAGUACCAUCAUCUCUCUUCGUACCAGACAGCGGCAGCCAAUCAGCUCGUGGUUUCGCUCCCAGUUCGCCCCCCUCUCCUCCCACAUCAACCAGCCGCGUAAUAAAGCCGCCUGCAUGCUCGCUCUCUCUAAACUCUGUCGUCUCCCUCUCAAAGCUGCGCAGUGCGUCCGGUUUGCGUUCUCAAGCCCCAACCGCGCUCCCACACGGAGCACCGGAGCACCGAUGGACCAGAUGGGGAUGGUGGAUGCUGAGGGGGGCCGCGUGGUGCACCGGCCGCGGCGCGCCGGCGGGAGGCUGGCGAUGGUGGUCGCCGUGCAGAACGUGCUGGUGGUGGUCUGUGUGCUGGUCACCGUGUACGUCUACUGGGACGCUCAGAGCAAGACUUCCUCUGAAGGUAUCGUGCACAUACAGUUUGCUACCAUCACAGUCCCACUAGGAAGUAGCACACUUUUGUUCAGCUACACUGACAGCAGGAAUUCGAUUGACUUCGGUGAAGAUACAGACAAGUUCACCAUCAGAUGCACCGGACCCUACAUUCUGCAUAUGGACAUAUGCUACACGAGCUACAAGAAGGAUGAGAAGAUGAGGUCACAGACUCCAUGGAAUCUGCAGCUGCAGGUGGAGGGCAGUAAAACUCCCGCCGGCACUGUGGAGCUGCAGCCUUCAGAUGAAGUCUGCAGGGGGCUCCACAGUAUCGUCUUCCUCAGAGCGAAGGAGGUGGCCAGUCUGCACUUGUUGAACUCUACAACAUUUUUCAAUAUCAAGAAUGUGACAGUGGGCCUGAGCUCUCUGCUGGGGAACAGGUGUGACACUGACUGAGGGUUUUUAAAUACUGUCAGAGGACGAAGGCUGGAGCUGGAAUGAGGAAGGAAGGAAGGAAGCUCCGCAUUCAUCUGUGUUUGUCUGCCGCUGUGACUACAGACACACUAAGCUUGAUUCACACUGAUGGCAUGACUUGUGUUGACAGAUUCUUCUCCUCGUUGGUUAAUUAUACUUCGGCCGCGGUUGCAGUGCCUCAAGAAAUCACAAGGAAUCUCAACAAACUUGUGCGCAGUUCAGGGUGAGAGGAAAUCUCUUUACAAAGUGCCUUUUUUUUGGUGCAUCAGCUGAAAUUGUCUUCUUUUCUUGAAUCAUGAUGAUCAAGGCUGCAAAUGAAUGUUACUGCUCUUCUGUAUGCACAUCAUCGCUAUGUCUUGGUGCCUAAGAGGACAUUUUCAAAUUUGUUUUCAUGCUGGAACAAAUGUCCAGAACCCAAAGAUAAUAAAUAAUGAUAAUGAUAUGUAAUGUAAUAUAAUGGUGAUAAUGGGGGAAGCCUUUUAAAAAAGCUAUAAGUAGAAACUUGUAGGUGUUUUUUGCAUGAAAAAUGAACCAAAAGCUUCAUGAUCCCUGACUUCUUUGGACUGAAUAAGUCACAGUGUUGUGUAAGUUGAGUGAAUAUUUAACUGGAUGUUUUUCAAAAUAGUGUAACAAAACCCUCUCCUGGCCUGUAUUCGGGCCGCUGCUUGUUCAGGGGUUUUUAAGCUUUUUCAUUCCUCAGGUGCACUCAAAUUUUAAUAUAGAGUGUUGUUUUUUUAUUACUUUAUUUCACUAUAGCUGUUGUCGAGUACCAAAUGAAUGUAUCAGUUAUCUGUGCCUUUAUCCUCCAAUGAAGCUGUGAUGCGAGUCUCUGUGUGCUGUGCGGCUACAAAACAGUCCCUUCACAUUUUUUCAUGGAAUACCACAUUUUUAGAGACCACAUUAACCUGCAGGGGGCCUACCUCCUGGUCAGUGUCUGACAUGCUGCUGGACAUUGAUCUUACGCUGGUGUUUGUGGAGUUAAACUGACAGAUCAGGUGCUGCAGUCACACUGACACAGAGACGACUCGGAGCAAAGACCAAAGAGGAUGUGAAAGAAGUGGGAGUUUUUUCUCUUUUUCAUUAUAUCUGCACUUACGGUGCUUAUGACAUGACUGAAUGAUUUUUUUAAAUGAUGCAUAUGGUUAUGAAGCACAUAAGGUUAGAAUGUAUUGACUGAUUUCCUACAAGGUUCUUUGUUUUUGAUGCUUUUGUUAAGCUAUAAUAUUUUAAAUAAAAGUAUGUUGUGUUUUAACAUUCUGCUGUUUUAUAAUACAGGUUUGUGGGCCAGUGUUUUAGACAAUGUCAUGUUCAGUGUCAUUUAUUUUUUGCUAACAUUGGUUGCUUGAAUGAUAUUGAUUUCAAAAUGAAAUGUUUUAUACAGACUGUAAACCAAAGAUAAAGAAAUGGUACAUUCGGAUUUUAGAAAUAUCCAAUGAAAAAUUAAUGUGUUUCAAUGAGCUGAAGCAGACCUGUUUUGUUUUCACUGGAUUUUCCCACACAAGACCUGUAAGAUGUAAUGAUGACCCAGGGAUUAACAGAGUUGCUACCUCAUGUAAGCUUUGGCACAGAUCACCUGUUGGGAUGAAACUUUAAUAAAAAAAAAUAAGAGUUUCCAUUUUGCAAGAA